AUGCACUGCCCCACGCACACGCGUGAACAGGAGCGGGAUACACAUCUGGGAAGAUGCUGCGUUGCGAAUGAGAGGCAAGGCAGAGCGGAGGAUGCUGUGGCGACAGGCGUGGUUGAAGACAUAAACAAGCCGGAGGUUCUGCAGAAAAGCUACUUAUCAGAUCGCUCAGCAGAGGCUGCGAGUCCUCACUGGUCCAGAAGAAGCCUUUCAGAAGAGGCAGAGAGGGAGAACCAGACUGCCGACACAACAAAAACAGACAUCCAUGAGUUCCCAGAGGACGUCUUCUCUAAGGAGCAGAGGAGGAGAGGGGCGGUGUUGCUCCAUGUUCUCUGCGCUGUCUACACUUUCUAUGCCCUAGCUAUCGUCUGUGAUGUCUAUUUUGUUCCUGCUCUGGAGAAAAUCUCAGAGAAUCUGCAGCUCAGUGAAGAUGUGGCAGGAGCCACCUUUAUGGCAGCAGGAAGCUCCGCCCCAGAGCUUUUCACCUCUCUCAUUGGUGUUUUCAUCACCAAAGGGGACGUGGGAGUGGGCACCAUCGUCGGCUCUGCUGUCUUCAACAUCCUCGUCAUCAUUGGAGUAUGUGGGAUCUUCGCCGGACAGACCAUCUGUUUGACGUGGUGGCCUCUCUUCCGUGACUCCAUAUUUUACAUUUUCUCAGUCCUGGCUCUGAUUAUGAUAAUAUAUGAUGAGAAAGUAAUAUGGUGGGAGACUAUCAUUCUCAUUUCUAUGUAUGGAAUUUAUAUCCUCAUCAUGAAGUUCAACAGCCAGAUCUGGAGCUGGGUGGAGCAGCGGUGUGGGGGUCCAGGAAGGGCCCAGUCGUGCCUGCUGAGCAGCCUGCGGAGGGACGGGGCCGUGGGGGAGGCAGCCAGCUCACACAGCGACACCUCCAUGAUCCUACUGAAGAAAGGCCAGAGUCCAGUGCAGGAGUCUCCGGUGGUCAUGGUGGAUGAAAUGCUGUGCCAGCACCCCCACGCCUUCUCCUUCUCUGAGGCAAGCCUCCGUAUCAUGAUCACGCCACACUUCUCCCCCCGCACGCGCCUCAGCAUGGCCGGACGCAUGCUCAUCACCGAGAGGCAGAGGUUGAUCAGGAACAGCAGCAUUGGCAGUGGGGGUGGUGGGUCAGGGGACACGCCAGGCUGCGAUGGCCCAGGAGCGGAAGCCGUUCCCUGGGCAGUGGAGAACGGGAGCACCCUGGAGAGCGAGAGGCAGCCCCUGGAGGGCUCUCGUGAGAAGGGAGGAAGGGGAGACGGAGGGCCAGAGCGGGCUCUUAACACACCCGACUCCCAGUCCAAAGAGGAUGAGGAUGAAGAGGAGGAGGAGGAAGAUGAGAAAGAACAGCCAUUUCAGCCCCUGACACUGCCGGUGGGGCGCUGCAAGCAGGCCAAGUGGCUGCUGUCCUGGCCCUUGAGCUUCCUGCUCUACUGCACCGUGCCUAACUGCGUGCUUCCACGCUGGGAGCGUUGGUUCAUGGUCACCUUUGUGAUUUCCACGCUCUGGAUCGCCAUUUUCUCCUACCUCAUGGUCUGGAUGGUCACCAUCAUCAGCGUCACUCUGAACAUCCCUGUGGUUGUCAUGGGGAUCUCGUUCCUGGCGGCGGGCACCAGUGUUCCAGACUGUAUAGCCAGCCUCAUCGUCGCCCGACAAGGUAUGGGGGACAUGGCCGUGUCCAACUCCAUCGGCAGCAACAUCUUUGACAUCCUGCUCGGCUUGGGCUUCCCUUGGUUCCUGCGCACCCUAGUGGUCAAUUACGGCUCUGUGGUCUACAUUAACAGCAAGGGGCUAGUAUACUCUGUCAUUUUGCUGCUGGCAUCUGUGUUUCUCACUGUUCUGUGUGUCCAUCUGAACCACUGGAGGCUGGACCGCCGCCUGGGUCUGGGCUUGAUGUUCCUCUACGCCAUCUUCCUCCUCUGCUCCAUCUGCUUUGAGAGGAUAGAAUAGCACUCUUCCUUCUCACCCUCUAUCACUCUCUCUUUCACU
Molecule: messenger RNA, 1974 nt
Organism: Engraulis encrasicolus (European anchovy)
Lineage: Eukaryota; Metazoa; Chordata; Actinopteri; Clupeiformes; Engraulidae
Gene: slc24a6a
Product: solute carrier family 24 member 6a
Exons: 17
Coding region: 1-1935 (644 amino acids)
Biological process (GO): calcium ion transmembrane transport; intracellular calcium ion homeostasis
Cellular component (GO): plasma membrane
Molecular function (GO): calcium channel activity; calcium, potassium:sodium antiporter activity
Source: RefSeq, a predicted model, not a curated record